AUGGAAAAGGUGGAGAAGCGGGAAGGAGCAUGCAUCAACGAGGUGGCCACCAGCCCGGGCCAGCGGGGCCCCGAGAUGUCCCAGCACAGGAAGCAAGAGGUAUACAGCACGAUGUACAUUACAGUUUCCUUCAUGGUGGUGGCUGCCUACAAUCUCUGCCAAAACUCAACACAGGAAGGAGACCCUCCAACACUAAUAGGUAGAGCAAAUGAAUCUGAAAAAUUAUAUGGGGUCCAGUUCCACCCUGAAGUUGGCCUUACAGAAAAUGGGAAAGUAAUACUGAAGAAUUUCCUCUUCGACAUAUCUGGGUGCAGUGGGACCUUCACUGUGCAGAACAGAGAACUUGAGUGCAUUCAAGAGAUCAAAGAGAGAGUUGGCACAUCAAAAGUUUUGGUUUUGCUCAGUGGUGGGGUAGAUUCAACAGUUUGUACAGCUUUGUUGAAUCGUGCUUUGAACCAAGAUCAAGUCAUUGCUGUGCACAUUGAUAAUGGCUUUAUGAGAAAAUGAGAAUGUCAGUCUGUUGAAGAGGCCCUCAAAAAGCUUGGAAUUCAAGUCAAAGUGAUAAAUGCCGCUCAUUCUUUCUACAAUGGAACAACAACUCUACCAAUAUCAGAUGAAGACAGAACUCCAUGAAAGAGAAUUAGCAAAACCUUAAAUAUGACUACGAGUCCUGAGGAGAAAAGAAAAAUCAUUGGGGAUACUUUUGUUAAGAUUGCCAAUGAAGUAACUGGAGAAAUGAACCUGAAACCAGAGGAGGUUUUCCUUGCCCAAGGUACUUUAUGGCCUGAUCUAGUUGAAAGUGCAUCCCUUGUUGCAAGUGGCAAAGCUGAACUCAUCAAAACCCAUCAUAACGACACAGAGCUUAUCAGAAAGUUGAGAGAGGAGGGAAAAGUCAUAGAACCUCUGAAAGAUUUUCAUCAAGAUGAAGUAAGGAUCUUAGGCAGAGAAUUUGGACUUCCAGAUGAGUUAGUUUCCAGGCAUCCAUUCCCAGGUCCAAGCCUGGCAGUCAGAGUAGUAUGUGCUGAGGAACCUUAUAUUUGUAAGGAUUUUCCUGAAACCAACAAUAUUUUGAAAAUAGUAGCUGAUUUUUCUGCAAGCGUUAAAAAGCCACAUACACUAUUACAGAGAGUCAAAGCCUGCACAACAGAAGAGGAUCAGGAGAAGCUGAUGCACAUUACAAGUCUGCAUUCACCGAAUGCCUUCCUGCUACCAAUUAAAACUGUGCAAGAGCCACGAGACACAAUUCCCCAAGCAUGCCGCCCUCCCUCGCGUUGCCGUACCUUUGUGGCUUUGCACAAGCUCAGUGACCUCCAGCCCACAGGCACGCUCUCCCCGGACUCGCACUCACCUUGCACGAUUGUCUACUACUGCUGUUGCUGCAGUGAUGGGGCCAACGAACUUGGGGCCAGUUGCCUGGUUCAAGCUGAGCAGGUUAAGACCGGAAGGGAUCCCCGACCCUUCAACUAG
Messenger RNA from Mesoplodon densirostris (Blainville's beaked whale), 1467 nucleotides. RefSeq names its product GMP synthase [glutamine-hydrolyzing]-like. The record is from RefSeq and is a predicted model, not a curated record. The transcript is spliced from 7 exons. Lineage: Eukaryota; Metazoa; Chordata; Mammalia; Artiodactyla; Ziphiidae. Gene Ontology annotation, cellular component: cytosol. Gene Ontology annotation, biological process: GMP biosynthetic process. Gene Ontology annotation, molecular function: ATP binding; GMP synthase activity.